AUGGCCCGCCGUCCCGCCCGUUGCUACCGGUACUGCAAGAACAAGCCGUACCCCAAGUCUCGGUUCAACCGUGGUGUCCCCGACCCCAAGAUCCGCAUCUUCGAUCUUGGCCGCAAGCGCGCCACUGUCGACGACUUCCCUCUCUGCAUUCACCUCGUUUCCAACGAGUAUGAGCAGCUGAGUUCCGAGGCCCUUGAGGCCGCCCGUAUUUGCGCCAACAAGUACCUCGUCAAGGUUGCCGGCAAGGAAGGUUUCCACCUUCGUGUCCGUGCCCACCCCUACCACGUCGUCCGUAUCAACAAGAUGUUGUCUUGCGCCGGUGCCGAUAGACUGCAGACUGGUAUGCGUGGUGCCUGGGGUAAGCCCAACGGCACUGUUGCCCGUGUCAACAUUGGCCAGAUCAUCAUGAGCGUCCGCACUCGUGACUCCAACAAGGCCACCGCCCUUGAGGCCCUCCGCCGCUCCCAGUACAAGUUCCCCGGUCGCCAGAAGAUCAUUAUCUCCAAGAACUGGGGCUUCACCCCCCUUCGUCGCGAGGAGUACCUCGAGAAGAAGGCUGCUGGCCGCGUCAAGGUCGAUGGUGCCUACGUUCAGUUCCUCAGCAACCACGGCAAGCUCGAGGAGAACAUCAGACGCUUCCCUGAUGCCUUUGCCUCCGAGGCUUAA
Messenger RNA from Colletotrichum truncatum, 666 nucleotides. Its product is annotated as 60S ribosomal protein uL16. Lineage: Eukaryota; Fungi; Ascomycota; Sordariomycetes; Glomerellales; Glomerellaceae. Gene Ontology annotation, molecular function: structural constituent of ribosome. Gene Ontology annotation, biological process: ribosomal large subunit assembly; translation. The record is from RefSeq and is a predicted model, not a curated record. Gene Ontology annotation, cellular component: cytosolic large ribosomal subunit; ribosome.